This is a messenger RNA of Parnassius mnemosyne (clouded apollo), 2832 nucleotides long. Lineage: Eukaryota; Metazoa; Arthropoda; Insecta; Lepidoptera; Papilionidae. The record is from the annotation of a GenBank genome assembly.
GUUUUGAGUUUUGGAGUUUUCAUAUCUAUACCCGCUGUAAUUGCUGUUUAAUUUUAUACAAUAUUCCCAUUUUGUAACAAGUAAUAUGUUCCAUAAGUGAUUCAUUUAUUGCAAGGAAUUGCUCAAUAAAAUUUUGUUUAAUCAAAGUAGUUAUCGAUAUCGACCUGUCAAGGAGACAUUUUUCAUCAACUGUCUCUGCAAAUUUGCAAAAUAGGAGACGAAAAUCCUUUUAAGUUCUCUAAUUUCAUAUCAAAUCUGCCACCAAUUGGUGGUAGGGCGAUGCCUCGUUGUAGCAAACGCACGCGCAGCAGCGCACCCACUAGUGACGUACUGCCUGGAGCCACAACCAUUGAUGACCACCAUCACCAUAAACGAUCCAGAAACAGCAGUUCAAGACGACAUUCCAAAACAGAGGAUACUAGUUUCAGUGUAAAGAAAUGUUUAGCAUGGUUUAAGGAAUACACAACAGUGUCAGAACCAGAUGUAUUAGGUCCAGAAGGCAUGGAAAAGUUUUGUGCGGAUAUAGGAGUUGACCCAGAAAAUGUUGUAAUGCUGGUCAUUGCAUACAAAAUGGGUGCCAAACAAAUGGGUUAUUUCACACAAGAGGAAUGGUUAAAAGGUUUAACAGAACUUCAGUGUGACAGUGUACAAAAGUUACAAAACAAAUUAGAAUACCUACGCAGUCUUCUGAAUGACCCCUGUAUAUUUAAGGCUAUUUAUAGAUAUUCAUACGAUUUUGCAAGGGACAGCGGGCAGCGGUCGCUGGACGCCGCGGCGGCCCGCGCGCUAUUGGGCGUGCUUCUGCCGCGCUGGCCGCUGCGCGCGCCGCUGGCCACGUUCCUGCAACGCGAGCGGCGCUACCGUGUCGUCAACCGCGACCAGUGGUGCAACAUCCUCGAGUUCAGCCGCACCGUCGACCACCACCUCGCCGCGUACGACGCGGACGGCGCAUGGCCAGUAAUGCUUGACGAAUUUGUAGAGUGGCUAAGAGCGGAACGAGCCAACGAGGCAGCCAUGCCACCCGCCAGCUGAGACGCACAUACGCACCACAUUGUCAGAUCUUACACAUAGUUGACUUCGACUUCAGCCAGAUCGCCCUGCUCCUCAUCGGGCAGCACCACCUUGCCCGUCUCCCUGCUCUUAUUGCUCCGUAUGAUGCAGAACUCGCGCUCGCCGGCUGUUAGGGAGGACGCCACUACCGAGUCAUCCUCGGGAUUCACUGACAUGAACUUGUUUAACGAACUGAGUAUUGCAGUUUGACCUGGGAACAGUUUAAACGAAACUAAUUUUUACGGAUUUUAUCGCGUAUUUUUUUUUAGGAUAGGGUGACAAACGAACACACAGUCCACCUGGUAGUAAGUGGUUGCUGCGGCCCAUAGACAUCUACAUCUAUCCUCGUUUGCGAAUCAAAACGCAGAUGCGUUGUCACCCGUGAGGACUAAGAUGGAAUGCCUCUUUUCCAGUAAAAAGGGUCACCGGAUCUCUACACUCACCAUACGAAACACAGCAGUGUUAAGCUGCCAUUUUACGCUGGUAUUUUGUGAGAGCGUGGUCCUUCAUGGGUCGAGCUGACCCAUUCGUGCUACAACUAUACUACUAAUAUAGCUGCAGCAUGUUUCUACCACGUAUAAACAUUGUAUAUUAACUUAUAUUAAAUUUCCAACAAUUCGAAUACUUUACAGCUCUUAAAAUAAGUUAAUAUAUGAGGUAAGAUUUAGUGUCAUUUAAAUGUGUAGUGUUCGUGUAAAUAUAAGAAGACAUUCUGGGAACAGUUUUCAUUUAUUUGUUCAUUAUGUAGCACCUCUGCAAACAAAGGCCUCUCACAUAGAUAGCAACAUAGGGGGGAAUUUGUCAUAAUUGCCACAUUAGACAGGCGGGUCAACAACCUCAGUUAUUUAUUAUUUUUAAAGUGACUACUUCGUUGCUCUAGUGGUUGUAAAGCGCUUGCUGACCAUGAAGUCCCCGGUUCGAAUCCCGGGUCGGGCCAGAAUCAGUUAUUGAGUUUUUCUGUCAAGAAAUUCUCAGUAGCAGCCCGGCGUCAGGAAGUUGGUGGUGUUUCACCCCCGUACUUUGGAGAGCACGUAAAGCCGUAGGUCCUGCGCCUGAUCUCUCUCCGAUCGUGUCGGAUUACCGUCUAAUCGGACUAUGAGAGUGAGGGAAUAGAGAGUGCACCUGUGCUUGUGUAUACACUUGGACACUAUAAUCCCGCCCUGCGCAGAUGAUUAGGCUCCGUUGAGACUGACACUCACGAGAUGACAGAGUGUAGUGGAAAGAUGGAGAGGCGCUCUAAUUUUUAUUAUCAGCCUAUCAAGUUCAUUGCUGAACAUAGGCCUCCUCAUAGAUUGCUUCCUGAGGACUGUGAUACCAUGCCUUAUUACCAGUAAAAAGGGUUUCUGGUUCUCUUCACUUACAAUAUGCAACACAUCAGGUUUAGAUUCACAAUAGUUCUUACAAGUAUUACGACAACAGUAAUUUUAUUUAAUAGAUAAUGCAAUUCCUCUACAUUUUUUAGCUAUGUUUCCCUUAGUAUUAUCCUCACAUACCACAGCAAACAGGGACUUAUAUAAGAGAAUGAAUAGCAUUUUAAAGCAUAUUAUACCAUCUUGAAAAACUGGCUCCCAUUGUUCCAUUGGCCCUACAGCGUCAGAUCUGCCAAUGACCACUCCAUCCUUAGAAACUCCUAGAUAUUUGCCAUAACCAGAUUUAAGCGCGAAUUUGUUCUCUCCAGCAGGAAAAGCAGUGAAUAUCUCUUCUGGGGAGGGCCCAUCGCCCUCGUCGUGUGGUGCUCCGAUUGUGAACAAGCCUGGUAGAAGAGGAUAUAUUAAAUUUGUU